Molecule: messenger RNA, 1712 nt
Organism: Aethina tumida (small hive beetle)
Lineage: Eukaryota; Metazoa; Arthropoda; Insecta; Coleoptera; Nitidulidae
Gene: Orc6
Product: origin recognition complex subunit 6
Exons: 5
Coding region: 141-869 (242 amino acids)
Biological process (GO): DNA replication initiation; DNA replication
Cellular component (GO): nuclear origin of replication recognition complex
Molecular function (GO): DNA binding
Source: RefSeq, a predicted model, not a curated record
ACUUGGCGCCAAACAAGAUAUCCAUGUGUUUAUCCAUGGUUACGACGUUUAAACAGUCACUAUAAAACAAAUCAUUUUUUCAUUCUCGCCGGAGUAUGCGGUUUAUAUUUUAUCACACCUGAAACAAUUCUCGAGUUAUCAUGUCGUCGGACAAUAAUCUGUUAGUAAGAAUCGCAGAACGUCUGGGUAUUCAAGACGAGGCAAUUUUGAAAAAAACUAGCGAGUUCAUUAGAGUGCUACACAAUAAAGGCACAAUUAAAAAUCUCAGUGAUAUUGCUAGAACUGUUUUGUGUCUGGACCUAGCCACCGUUCAUUUAGGAGAAGCUUUUGACAAGGAGACUGCAAUUAAACUGUCUGGGUUGAAAAAGAACAUCUAUCAGAACAAUCACAACAUCAUAGAGAAAAUAUUAGACUUAAAUAGGCAGCUGACUGUAUCCGAAUUAUGUGUACAGUUGAGCUGUACUGUUGUCAAAGAGAUUGCCGAAGAGAUUCUCACAAAGUAUGGAAGCAAUGACAAUAAAAUCAAGGAUCUCACUCACCCCCAGUAUGUUGCUGCAGCUGUCUACACUGCUUGCAAGUUAAAAAACAUCAAUACAUCGAAGUCACAGUUUGUUGCAAUAAGUCGAUUGAAACCCAUGCAGUGGAAGGAGCUGAUCAAUGAAUUUGAAAAAUUUGUUGAAAUUCUAGGCAUGACAAACUCAAAGAGGAAAAAGAAAGGUGAAGAUAAAAAAAAUGAUUUGGAAGAUAUCAAUAAGGAAUUAGAGACGAAAGUCGUAAUAAAGAAAAAAGAAAUGGAUGAUGAAGUAGAAGAUUACGAGAUUUGGAAAGAGAGAAUCCUCCAGACUGCCAGGAAAGCUUUAAAAUUAUAGUUUGCCACAAAAAGAUGAACUCUUCAUUGGAACUACAUGUUGUAAAGUAAAAUUAUCUAUUAUUAAUUUCUUGGGUCAGAUCUAUUUGUUUGUUGUUUCACUGAUUUGGUCAGGCAUUCAAAACUUUCGUUAUCUUGCUGAAAAAAUUUUAUCAUUUUCAUCAUUUCCAUGAUAUUUAUUUAUUACCUUGAAUUCAAUUUAAACUGGAAAUUUGUAUUUGUAAGUGAAUGAAUCUUAUAUUUGCAUUCCAUUCUGUUCACAGAUAUCUAUUUUGCAUGGAGAUAUUUCAUCGUUUUCGCCACCAUCGCCUUGUUUUUUAUCAAUUUGGAUUUAAUUACAUUAUAUGUAGUUAAAUUUAUAACAAGGGGAUAGGACACAAGACGGUGGUGGUGAAAGGGAUGAAGUAUCUUUGUACGAUGGCCGGAAACUAAUUUCUUCACUAUCACCAUGGUGUUAUUUAUUAUAAUAAUAAUACGUGUACAAUUUUCAAUAUGCAAAACGUAGAUGAUGGUGUUGAAAUUACUUCCCGGGAUACUUCUUUUCUCCUAGUAAGAAAUUCAUUUACUUCAUCAUCCCAUUCAUUUUUUUUUUUUCUUUUUUAAUCGUUUUUCUCUUUGGCAGAUAAUCAUUUUCUCCGCCAUCGUCUUGUACUUUUUCUUAUUAAUUCCUCAUUGGAUACAAAUAUUUUAAAUCCUUCAGAAGCACCAUUUUUAUAGAUCUGACCUACAAGACUAGUGAUGAUGGUUUUAUAACACUGGAAACAUGUAUCCAAAAUAUAUUUAUAUAUAUAUAGAAUUUAAAGAUAUAUUGUAAUUUAUUUUAAAAUAUAUAAUUUUGACAAUA